Thyridium curvatum is the source of this 1206-nucleotide messenger RNA. RefSeq lists its product as uncharacterized. The transcript is spliced from 9 exons. Gene Ontology annotation, molecular function: ATP binding; GTP binding; ATP hydrolysis activity. NCBI's taxonomy places the organism in Eukaryota, Fungi, Ascomycota, Sordariomycetes, Thyridiales, Thyridiaceae. The record is from RefSeq and is a predicted model, not a curated record. The coding region runs from base 1 to 1206 and encodes 401 amino acids. Gene Ontology annotation, cellular component: cytoplasm.
AUGCCGCCCAAGAAGGUCGAAACCGUCACGGACAAUGUCGUUGCUUUCGGAAGGGUUCGCAAGAACCUGAAGAUGGGAUGCGUUGGUCUGCCCAAUGUGGGGAAAUCGAGUCUUUUUAAUCUCUUGACCGAGCAGAGCGCCGCCGCAGAAAACUACCCAUUUUGUACCAUUGAGCCCAAUGAGGCGAGAUGUGCUGUUCCGGACGCUCGAUAUGACUUUCUCUGUGACCUCUGGAAGCCGCCGUCCUCGUACCCAGCGUAUCUACAGGUCACUGACAUCGCCGGCCUAAUCAAGGGUGCUUCUCAAGGAGAAGGACUUGGCAAUGCCUUCCUCUCUCACAUCCAGGCCGUCGAUGGCAUGUUCCACAUUGUCAGAGCCUUUGACAACGACCAAGUUCUACACGUGGAUGACUCGAUCGAUCCCGUUCGGGACCUGGCUACCAUCCAGAGCGAGCUGUGCAAGAAGGAUCUCGACAUUCUGGAGAAACAAAUCGUUGCCGAGGAAGCAAUCGUCCGAAAGGCAGGUGGCAAGUACAAGAUGUUGCCUCUCUUCACAGAGACCACGACCAAGAUCCGAGCUAUGCUAGAAAAGGAUCAGCCAGUCAGGGAUGGAACAUGGACGCCGGCCGAGAUUGCGCUCAUCAACGAGAAGAUCCAGCUCAUCACCACUAAGCCGGUCAUCUAUCUCGUCAAUUUGACGAUGAAGGACUAUCUUAGGCAGAAGAGCAAGUACUUGCCGUCCAUAGCCAAGUGGGUCACCGAGCACGGUGGCAUUCCUCGGGACAUCAUCCCCUUCUCCAUCGAGUUCGAAGAGAAGCUUCACAGCAUGAAGGAUGAUCCGGAGGCGCAGGCCGCCUUCCUCAAGGAGAGCAAGGUCAGCUCCAAGCUGCAAAAGAUCAUCACUGAGGGAUUCACCAAGCUCGGCCUGCAAUACUACUUCACCGCUGGUGAGAAAGAGAUCAGAUGCUGGACUAUCCCAAGGGGCUGCCUUGCACCUCAGGCCGCUGGAGCUAUCCACAGCGACUUUGAGAGGGGAUUUAUCAAGGCCGAAGUCGUCGCCUACCAAGACUUCCAUGAUCUCUGUGAAGGCGCCAAGUCCAUGGCCCCAAUCAAGGCAGCUGGCAAAUACCGACAAGAAGGAAAGUCUUAUGUUGUCCAAGAUGGAGAUAUUAUCCACUUUCAGUUUAACGUUGGGAACAAGAAAUAG